Messenger RNA from Lotus japonicus, 1756 nucleotides. Its product is annotated as hydroxymethylglutaryl-CoA synthase-like. The coding region runs from base 152 to 1531 and encodes 459 amino acids. Lineage: Eukaryota; Viridiplantae; Streptophyta; Magnoliopsida; Fabales; Fabaceae. The record is from RefSeq and is a predicted model, not a curated record. The transcript has 12 exons. Gene Ontology annotation, molecular function: hydroxymethylglutaryl-CoA synthase activity. Gene Ontology annotation, biological process: acetyl-CoA metabolic process.
UGCAGCCAACAAUGUGGUAGAUUCAUGUCAAAUGAAAAAUGUACUAUCAGAUUGGAAUUUGGAGGAGAUAUAAUGCCAGCAUCUUCUCCUAAUUGAAAAACAAGCAACAACUUCACUUCCAUCACUGAGAAUUAAGACUUUCUCACUCACCAUGGCCUCUUCUUCACACCCCAACAAUGUGGGAAUCCUUGCCAUUGACAUCUACUUCCCACCCACCUGCGUGCAGCAGGGGGCUUUGGAGGAACAUGAUGGCGUGAGCAAAGGGAAAUACACUAUUGGGCUUGGUCAAGAUUGCAUGGCAUUCUGCACUGAUGUUGAAGAUGUUAUCUCAAUGAGUUUGACGGUUGUUACUUCACUUCUUGAAAAGUAUAAUGUUGAUUCAAAGCAAAUUGGACGCUUGGAGGUUGGAAGUGAAACUGUCAUUGAUAAAAGCAAAUCCAUUAAGACCUUCCUUAUGCAAGUUUUUGAGGAGAGUGGUAAUGCUGACAUUGAAGGUGUUGAUUCAACAAACGCAUGCUAUGGUGGAACAGCAGCUUUGUUCAAUUGCGUGAAUUGGGUUGAGAGUAGUUCAUGGGAUGGACGCUAUGGACUUGUUGUAUGUACAGACAGUGCGGUAUAUGCUGAGGGACCUGCUCGUCCAACUGGAGGAGCCGCUGCAAUUGCCAUGCUCAUAGGGCCAGAUGCUCCUAUUGUAUUUGAAAGCAAACUCAGGGGCAGUCACAUGUCUCAUGUCUAUGAUUUUUACAAGCCAAAUCUUGCAAGUGAAUACCCAGUUGUUGAUGGAAUGCUCUCACAGACCUGUUAUCUCAUGGCACUUGAUUCCUGCUAUCGGCUUUUAUGUGAGAAAUUUGAAAAAUUGGAGGGGAGGCCGUUUUCAAUAUCAGAUUCUGAUUAUUUUGUUUUUCAUUCUCCAUAUAACAAGCUUGUGCAGAAAAGUUUUGGUCGGUUAUACUUCAACGACUUCCAGAGAAAUCCCAGUUUUGUUGAUGAAGUUUCCAGGAAUGCCCUAGCGCCUUUUGCAUCCUUAUCUGGUGAUGAGAGCUAUCGCAGUCGUGAUCUUGAAAAGGCAAAUCAGCAAGCUGCAAAGCAUGUUUAUGACGCGAAGGUGCAGCCUGGCACACUAAUCCCAAAGCAAGUUGGCAACAUGUACACUGCAUCACUUUAUUCAGCAUUUGCAUCUCUCCUUCACAAUAAGCAUGACUCGCUGGUAGGUAAACGUGUAGUUAUGUUCUCUUAUGGGAGUGGUUUAACCGCUACAAUGUUCUCCUUCCGCCUUCAAGAAGGCCAGCAACCCUUUAAUUUGUCAAACAUUGUAAAGUUGAUGAAUGUUUCUGACAAAUUGAAGCAGAGAAUUGAGGUUACUCCUGAAAAGUUUGUUGAAACUUUGAAAAUCAUGGAGCAGCGUUAUGGGGCAAAGGACUUUGUGACUAGCAUGGACUGUAGCUACCUACAUCCAGGCACAUUCUAUCUCACCAAAGUUGAUUCCAUGUAUAGAAGAUUUUAUUCCAAGAAGGACACCAUGAGCAGAUGAUAAUUCACUAUCAGAUGAUCAUUGAUAUCUUCGAAUUUACAGCUUUUGUCCUGGUGCACGUUCUGUAUUUGAUCCCUUUUAUUUACCUAAUUUGUUUAUAAGAUAUUUAUUUUCUUAUAUUAUUGUGAUAAGGUUUUAUCCAAAAUUAGUUUGUACACCAACUGUUAAUUAUUUUGUUAUGAAAAAUAAUGCAAAUACUUUAGUGCAAUUUUCAAUUGGAUUAUC